AUGGCUACAAUCCGGUCUCUCGGACUCCACGAACCCGCAGCCCUUCACUUCCUCGUCGCAGAGGAACUCUUACCCCCGGAGCCUUCGGAAGAUCUGUACGAGUGGACGACUACGGUGGAAGAAGGUUCAAAUGGCCCCGUCGAAGAUGAGAUUGUGUGGACAAAGAGUUGCGUGGUCUGGUCCCGCGCUGGAGUUGUGAAGCGAGUGUUUCGGCUGGAUCUCGAACAGGAGGAAAUUCGGCAUGCCUUGUUGACAGACUUCUCUGUUGGUAAGAUCAAACGAUCAGACAGCAGUCUGCAAGGUGCAGGGAAUGGUCGAUUCCAAACGAACAAUGAUCCGAAUCGGAGUCGCCAUCAGACAGUGCAAGCAGAGGCUAAACUCGCAGUCUCCGGGAUAAACCUGAGUGCACGAAGCCGAGAUACAGGAAGCGACGCUCCUUUGGACUCGAAGGAUAGCGAGUCCCGCGCGCUGGUCGUGGUCCUCAAAUCGCAGGUGCAUAUUUUCUUCCUAGCGGGCAACAGCCACGUCGUACCUCUACCAUUCGAGGUCGAGUCAGUCUUUGCGACACCCCGGGGAUUAUUGUUCCAGAGAAAGACACAGGAAGAGACCUUACUGGAUAGCAGUCAGUAUCCAAUGGCACCGCCCAAUUCGUUCAUGGAUUUCCGCGCCUCUCAGUCAUUGGAAAUCCCCUCUAGCGGCAAAGGAAAACGACCAUCGUUGACUAUCUCCCCCGCUCAAAAUAACGGAUCGAAACCAAAUAAACAAGCCGAUCUCCCCCGCGUCUUCUCGCUCAUGGAUCCUCAUUCGGAGAUGGGACUGGUGGUUACCAACCAGAGCUCUCGAUGGUUGCAGACUAGUGUCACCAGCAGGCCCUCUGGGUUGGAUGUCCUGGAUCCAGCGGAUGAGAUAGUAUAUGUUUCCGCACGGGAUGAACUGUUGCCAUCGGCUUCAAGUCUCUCCAAAGUUCCUCUGAUCCUCGUGGUCACCGCCAACGCCAACACGGGCCUGUAUACCAUAUGGACUGCACGAUAUAGGGAAGAUGAAACUGGCCCCUCCUCGAAAAAGCGACGCCGUGAGACUGGUGGGAUCAGGUCCAAGCGACGAAGCUCCCAUUUCGGGAUGGCGACAGGCGCGACAACUCCAGGUGCUCGGCCGUCCGCUGCACGAGAAAGCUUUGGGCCUCGUGCGGAAAACUGGAGUAACUCCCUUAUGUCUCAUUCGCAAUACUCCACCGAGGGAAAGCCGGAUGAAGAUGACUUUGCCUCAAAGUUAAGCCAGGACUUCGAUAUCGGGGCUCCACUCAAAUCUUCUCGACGCGUGAGUUCUCUGCUUGCGCGAGCGGAUCUCGCCACCGGUCAGGAUAGAAUCACCUUUUCAGAUCUGGCGACUGGCAGUCAGUCAAAUUCUAUUCCUCACGGAAGUCUGCGGCAAUCAAUAGGUGCUGGUAGCACGCGCGGUAGCUUUGGUUUCAAUCCUCGAGGUUCCCUGCCUCCUGGAACUGGUUCCGUCUACAGUACUACGAGCAGCUUUGUGGAUGCCCCGGUCGAUAGACUUCUCGAGGAGCUGAAUAAUGAAAGUUUAUUCGAGGGCUUUGAACAUAUGGACCUCAAGGAAUCAGGGUCUGGGCUUCCGGAGGAAGUAUUGCUGUCCAAGGUCGAGAGCUUUCCUUCGAGAUUCUCUGGGACAUUCCAAACCCCUGUGAAGCCUUCAAGGGCUUCGCGAAGAGUCAAAAUCGUUACCUUGUGCCCUCCUGCGUGUGGAAGCGCCCAAAACGGCAACUCAGCUCCCCUGGCUGUCUGUGUUGUCGACCAGGAUGCGAAGUCGAUGACUGUGGUGAACCUGCGCGCAGACAAGGUUACGCUCCCCAAGAAAGAUGCCGUGUUCUCGAAGAAGUCUAAAAAGAACUCGUCCUCUGAUGAGCGCUCUUUGUUGGUUCAGGCCACCGGUAUACAGCAUUUUCCUGGCAUCUGGGAUGCCUGUAAAGUGGUGGAUGGGGAUAUCUCCCGGAUUAUGACAUUGACCACCGCCGACAAUGGCCAACAUGAAUUACAUCUGCAGACCCCGUGGACCGAUCCAAUUCUCAUAGACAUCCCCAAAAAGCUCAUGCUCUAUGAGAAGUACGGGGUGUCAUCUGCUUCAUCCGUCAACCGUCCAAGAGAGAGCGGCGUGAACCGAAUCAUGACUGAUUCAUCUAUUGUCAUUGCCGGUCUAGACCAUCCAACUGUUCGAGGCAGAGUUGACGUUGUCGACUCGACCAACAGAAGGCACAGGCUUCAGAUACAGAUGGAACCCAGCAACGAGCUUGUGAAGAAGGUACUGAAGGUCUGCCGUUUUGUUCUGCCAGAUUCAGAGAAAGCCGGCGACGGUAUCUUGACAGCUUGGUGGGAUACGGUGAAAUGGCUUCGUGGAAGAGAAUUAAAUGCAAUUGACGACCUUGAAUGGACAGCAAUGGUCAUUAUACUGUUCUCGAUGGCAAUACCCUUUAUUGAGAGUGACCAAGCCCAAACACCUGCCAAACAGACACGGAGAAAGAAAGGCUUAUUGAGAUCCAGCAGCGGGAGCCACGUGGACCUCGAAAGCUGGGAAGCGAUGCUAGAUCAAGAGUCUGGCGCCGCCGGAGUUGUGCCUUCUUGGAUGGCAAAUACUUCGUGGGGAUGGGUUGUGGAACAAGAUGCUGAAGAAUUUACCGGCUCGAACACCCGGAAGAAGUCAUCAGCAGCAGACGAUUCCGGCGCAAGACGAUCUACGUACCGCAAGAACCACUAUUUAUCUCGCUGUGCUGCAUUGACUAGAGAACUCCUGCAGGCUCCCGAGGGCAGUUCGAUGAUAGGGCCAAAGGGGCAUCUGCCCACGGCGCCGUCCUACAGCCAAAGUCUGCGUCGUACCGCUCUAUGCACAAUUCUGGUUGGGCUGCAUCUUUUACGUGAAGAGCAGAAGCUCUCUAUUUGUGAAAAUGAACAGUCACACAGGUCUUUAGGCCUUCUAGCUCCUGUGUUAGCCCAGCUUGGUGGUUGGCUCGGCUGGGAAUCUUGGUCAUGGACUGAAGGCGCCUACUACAGCAUGGAGUUUGCCAGCAUCGAUCGUUGGCAGUUUGAAGAUACCCGGAUCUCCAUGCUAGACCAUCCUCAUGAACCCUUUGCCCCUCCCUCGAUAUUCUCCUACCUGGAGACGGCAUGGUCCCAGCCGUCAUCUCCGUUUUUCAACAUCCUCAAUCUGAUCACUGGUUCGGACCGUACUCCUCGAAAGGGACGACUUUGGCAGGAAUCCUUCGGUCUAACGCCGCGAACAUUGGCAUUGGAUGGUUUCCUCUCGGAAGUACACAACGCUUCGACAUCUCUUGACCGAGUAAAACUUCUUCACCGCUGGGGUUUCAGUCGAAGCAUCAUAGAAACCUUCCCUGAGGGAGUUAGCGCACCAUUAUACGAGCUUGUCAUGCAGUCCCAGAUGCAUGCGUCGACAUCAUGGAGUUCGACUCUUCUAGAGCUCAUCGACCGCGAAGACUUGAGCGUGUCAAUGCACACUACAACUAUAUCACCACCGCCCGCGCCAUUGCAACUGGCAGCGUCGCAUGAUGCAAUGCGGGACUUCCAUCACAUUGGCGCCUCCGCGCUAGACAUUGACGCCAUUAACUCCUUCGAAGCUUCUGCUGAGGCUGAUCGAUUCUCUGUAACCAGACUUAUUUUCCGAGAAGACAAGCGCUUCAUCGAAGCUGCUAGGCUACUGAAUCAGUCCAAGCCUCCUGCAGCAGAGUGUGUCCCGGAGCCAGAAUGGAGUGACUCGGACUUGCUCGAAGCACAGAAAGAAGUGGUACAGCUCGUGACGUUGCGGACAUUGUCUAUCCCGACCGGACGUGCUAUGCUCUCGUUUAGCGGCCGACUACCCCUGCUGACGGAGAAACUCCCGAUUCCGUCCUUCUCCUUGCAGUGUGUCAUGAAACCAUCCAAUGUCACUAUCAGUGCCGAUCGAGCGUCCUUCAGCGAGGAGAAAGUGUGCUGGGCAUUUUUCCACAAUGGCGUUUCCACGGGUCUCGCGAUAUCGAAGAACUCGAAGGGCAUUGACACUUCGUGGAUUCUUUUCAACAAACCGCAAGAACUAACCAACCGUCAUGCGGGCUUUUUGUUGGCGUUGGGUCUCAAUGGACACCUCAAGUCGCUCGCAAAGUGGGUUGCUUUCAAAUACCUGACGCCCAAACAUACAAUGACGUCUAUCGGACUGCUGCUCGGGUUGUCUGCCUCUUAUCUGGGUACGAUGGACACACUGAUCACCCGACUGCUAUCCGUCCACGUAACGAGAAUGCUCCCGCUUGGUGCAGCUGAACUGAACCUAUCCCCUCUGACCCAAACAGCCGGUAUUAUGGGAAUAGGGCUGCUGUAUUGCGGCUCGCAGCACCGCCGAAUGAGCGAAGUGAUGCUGUCGGAGAUCGAGAAUGUGGAACAAGAGGAAAGUUCGGCAUCGCAUGAAAGCCUACGGGAUGAAGGCUACCGACUGGCAGCUGGUCUGUCCCUUGGGUUUAUCAACCUCGCAAAGGGCAAGGACCUGAAAGGCAUGCGGGACAUGCAUAUCGUGGAACGAUUGCUGGCCGUGGCUGUCGGCACCAAGAACGUUGAUCUAGCCCAUGUUCUGGACCGCGCCACAGCCGGGGCGACGAUUGCUCUAGCAAUCAUCUUUAUGAAGACCAAUGAUGAGAUACUGGCGCAGAAGAUCGAUAUCCCCGACACGACUGUGCGCUUCGACUACGUCAGGCCUGACCUUUUCCUCCUCCGUACGCUCGCCAGACAUGUCAUUAUGUGGGAUAGCAUUCGUCCCAACGACAAAUGGUUUAUCCGCAGUCUCCCCAAGAUCUACCGUCGCCGGUACCGCUUGACCGGAGUUCGCCGACUGAGAAGCGAGGACAUGCCUUUCUUCAACAUCAUCGCAGGUCUCUGCUUUUCCCUAGGACUGCGCUAUGCGGGCUCUGCAGAGCCUACCGUUCGUGACCUACUGUUAUCCUAUUUGGACCAGUUCAUCCGCAUCUGCCGGCUCCCCGCGGUCAAUUAUGACGGAAAGCUUGCGCGCAACUCGGUACGACACUGCCAGGACAUUGUUGCCCUGUCCGCCGCAACAGUCAUGGCUGGAACCGGAGAUCUAGCACUGUUUAGACGACUGCGCUCCCUUCAUGGACGAGUGGAUGCCGAGACACCAUAUGGCAGUCACAUGGCAGCCCACAUGGCCAUCGGCUUGCUCUUCCUCGGGGGAGGAAGUUACACGCUGGGCACAUCGGAUCUGGCCAUUGCCUCCCUCAUCUGCUCUCUGUACCCGAUCUUCCCGACGACCGUACUGGACAACAAAUGCCACUUGCAAGCAUUCCGCCAUUUGUGGGUGCUCGCCGCCGAGCCUCGCUGUCUGGUCCCGCGAGACAUCGACACGCGCCGGCCCGUCUCCAUCCCAAUCACAGUGAACAGCACGGACGGUGAAGCGCGCACCAUCACGGCACCCUGCCUCCUGCCCGACCUGACCAACGUUACCAAGCUGGAGGUCCGCAGCCCCGACUACUGGCCCCUCAUUCUCGACUUCGCCCGUGAUCCCGCGCUCCGCGACAAAUUCCACCACGGCGACCAGUCCGUCUACCUCCGCCGGAAGGCCACCUACAACCCGGCCGGCUCCUCCGUCUUCGCGUCGACGCUCUCUGGUCUCAGCGACGCGCAAGACGUCCUUCCCUCGUCGACCACCACCUCGACCCACGGCAAGGGCCUGCCGCCCGCCGCAUGGCCCAGCCUCGCCACCCUCCUCUCCGGCACCGCCUCCAGCCGGCGCCCCGCGACGCCCUCCCAGAGCAUGUGGGACUGGAUCUUCAAUCUUGCGUCCCUGCAGGAACUCGACGUCCACGAGAAGGCGCUCGUGCUGCCCGCGACCCUCCCCGGGCGCGCCGCGCGCGCGCACAACCCCAGCGCCGUGUCCUACGCGCCGUGGCUGCGCCAGUCCGCCGUCGACAGCAAGCUGGUCAUCGAGCGUACGGUGCAGAACGUGAUCGCAGCGGCGCGCAGCCGUGGCUCCGACGACGCCGACGAGGUCCGCGAUCGGCUCUGGCAGUUGCGGCUGCUGUUUAGCUGGUUGGACAGUCAGGUCGAGCAGCCCGGGUGGACGGCGGAAGACGAGGUGCACGACGAACCGCACGUGGGAACGACGCCGGACGGACUGUGGUUGCGUCGGGACUUUGUGGAGGAGUCGCGGUGGAAGGUUUGGGCGUCAAGCUGGAUGCUGUUUCUGCUGCGAGGCGCGGGACCGGCUCCCCGCUCCGGACGCCUGAUCCCCAUCGGCUUCGGCCAACAUGCCGGCCACGACAUUCUCAUGCUCAAUGACGGACCACAGCCCCUCGACGAGGGUGCUGCCGCGCUCGCCGAACUGCCCCUUCCCCAGGCGGAAGAGGAUGCGGCCGAGGACCUGCCAGGCGAUGCAGCGCUGGGCAGGGAACGAGGAGCGGCUGAGGAUGGCCAGCUCAGGGAUGGUGUAGCCGGCGGCGUGGGGGUCUUUGCCAUGGUGGUGCAGGCCGAGGGAGGUCGGGAGGGCGAGCGAGGUAGUGUUGGUGCGGGUGGUGACGGUGGUGAGGGUUCCGGGCGAGAGGAUGCAGCCGACUGUGACGGAGGAUGA
This is a messenger RNA of Aspergillus terreus NIH2624, 6627 nucleotides long. RefSeq names its product anaphase promoting complex subunit 1. The transcript has 4 exons. The record is from RefSeq and is a predicted model, not a curated record. NCBI's taxonomy places the organism in Eukaryota, Fungi, Ascomycota, Eurotiomycetes, Eurotiales, Aspergillaceae. Gene Ontology annotation, molecular function: molecular adaptor activity. Bases 1 to 6627 code for a protein of 2208 amino acids. Gene Ontology annotation, cellular component: anaphase-promoting complex. Gene Ontology annotation, biological process: metaphase/anaphase transition of mitotic cell cycle; protein K11-linked ubiquitination; anaphase-promoting complex-dependent catabolic process.